Messenger RNA from Mesocricetus auratus (golden hamster), 1844 nucleotides. RefSeq lists its product as uncharacterized. The record is from RefSeq and is a predicted model, not a curated record. NCBI's taxonomy places the organism in Eukaryota, Metazoa, Chordata, Mammalia, Rodentia, Cricetidae. The transcript has 6 exons. The coding region runs from base 65 to 1648 and encodes 527 amino acids.
UCUAGCCAAGACUAGGGAUACCCUUGUCCUGACAAACCAGGCCACGUAGAGUAACACUAGCAACAUGAACUCCAACAAAGAGGCGGCAGUUGAAGAAGUAGGCUUGGACCCCGAGGAUGGGGAAGUCACUGAUGUCUAUGUGGAUAUCCAAUGCUCACUGCAAAAUCUCGACCCGGACUCUUAUGUAGGAUCUUCACAGAGUAGCCUAAGUGAGGAUGAGGUCGAGAAUGAGGACAAUUCUGAGUUUGAUUCAGGGUCCAAGAUACAGGUGGUAGAGUCAGGAGUGGGUGUCUUUCAAGAUCACAGAAAGCAGUCUGUCUCCUCAGUCAUCGACAAAGGGGAUGUUAUGGACUGCUUACCUCUUGUCAAUGACAAGGUUAAGGAAAUGGUGCAACAGUCAACCAACCAGAUGAGCCAGGGUGCUAGAGGCCACUUAUCCUCAAAAAGCUGUAUCACCAAACAGUCUAGCCCUUGGGCAGACGCAGAGGCAGACCACAACAGAAAAAGCAGGAUGGGCAAGAGAUUGGUAGAUGUAAAGCGGGCCUCCGUGGCCCCUCUCCACCACAGGGGGUCCAAAGGAGGCAGAGCCUGCAGGACAAAGAAGAAAAAGAAAAGCACCAAAAAUAAGCAAAUAGUCCUGGAGGAUAUUCCAGACCCACCACUUAACCGUGACACAGAAUCCGAUGAAGAAAAAGAGAUGCAGGUAAUGAGAGUGACCAUUUGCUUCAAGAAUGGAGUGCAGAUCAUAUCCAGCAAUGCUAUGGAUCCCGAUGACAAAAACAAAAAAAGCAACGUCCAACCCAGGGUCGAUUUUAAUCAUAUGACUCUGCAGAUGUCUGCUCCCAUGGGUACUGGAAAGCUAGGCACCUCUUGUUCUAACAGAAAAGCAACUGUGUUCAGAGGUAAGGAACAAAGCAGGCCUCGUUACUCAGGAGCUGCUGCAGGUGGGCUACGGAAGGCCAGUUCUAAGAAGAAAUUAGCCCAGGAGAAGAAACCCCUCCAGGAUGCCCCAAGACUCACCGGGAGAAGACCUGUCCCACUGUGGGGGCAGAGACACAAGGCAGCUCCUGUGGAAACUUCCACCUUCCCUCCAAUAACCUGUGUUCCUACACUUGAGAGUUCCAAAAAAUACUCCACAACACCUCUAGAAGCCGUCGAACCUGCCCAUGGUACAUCCAGAAAGAAAGCAGUAGCAAGGAAUGUAAGGGAGGGCCUGCCGGCAGCCAGGGGAGACAGAGGCCUUGUGUGUAAAGAUGCCGUGAAGAAUUUGACAGCAAUGAACCCAACAUCAGAGUCCUACAAGGCCAAGGAAAUUCCCCAGGCCCAACUUCCAACACACAGGGCAGAGCCACCUUGCUCGUAUCAUGGAGACGUGACCAGUGGAGACCCCAACUUGAGAGCACCCCAAGUUCCAGGAAACUCCCAGCUCGUGGCCCUGAGUCAGAGAAGUGCCAGACCCAGAGCACCUGCACCGGCUGGUGACCAAAGUUCAUCUGUGGUCCCCCCACUCCCUGUUGGGGAGAAGCAUCAUCAAGCACCAAGGACACUGGGAUGUCAGCAGUGUCCCUUGCUAGAGAAAGAAGCACACAGGCUAAGAAAACAACUAGCCAUCAUGCAGGCCCUCAACGAAAAGUUCCAGGAUCGUUGACAUCAGUGUUGUGCAGUCCACAGGACCUUUGAAGUUGGAGCCGGCAUCCCUGCAGAAGAGGCCCGGCUGCCACCCAGGGAUCCCUGGGGCUAUGACCCUGCUUCUUCCUUCUACUUAUUCUACAGCCAGAGCCACCUUUGUGUCCCUGCUUUUGCCCCGUCUGCUGCUGGUAAUAGCUGUUGCACAUUAAAGUAGU